GAUGACGACCGAAAAUUUCGAUAAAAUUUUAAGGGAAGAAAAAGAAAAUCGAUUAGCAACGCUGGCUUUCAUCAAAGUAAGGCAGAACGAAUCGAAAAUGUGCGGAACAAUAGAAGUUGAUUUGGAAAAUGUUAUCCCCCUAGUUACAAUAGCUAGAAUGCUUGUAGUUGAAGAGAUUGUUAAAGAAUGUGAAUAUUUAUUGCUGGACUUUCUAACCGUUAAAAAUAGUCUAAGUAUGGCUUUCUUGGCUGAUGUAUUUGAAUUAGAGGAAUUGAAAAUAGCUACUUCUACGGCUUUAGAAACCCUUCUCUUCAGUGAGAAUCUCUUAAAGCAGAUUGUAUGUCUCCCGUUUGAGGGCAUUUUAUGGUUGAUUCAACAAGAAGUAUUUCAAAGCUGCAGUAAUUUCACUGUAGAAGCAGUUAUGAAAUGGUUGAAGGGCGUAGGGAGUCAAGAAGAUUACGAUAUAUUAUUACAUAUUUUAGCUGAUUCAUACGGUAUAGAUACGUCUAACUUACCCCACGCUUCCGAAUUACUAAACAGGAGGUUGCAUCUGGAAAUCUUACAUACUUCUUCCAAUGAAACAAUGGAAGAAAUGCUUGUAUUCAUCAAUCUUAAUUCAAUUUCAAUAAUGUUUUACUCUCCGACUUUAAAUAAUUGGUUUAGUUUUCCUCUAAAAUGCUCUCAAGACGACUUGUUUCCCAUUGGUGCCCUCAAAUCAGGCAAAAUGCUUGUGCGGAAAAAGACGGGGUCUCAAUUAUUUGCAGUAAACAUUCGUGACCAAGAAAAACCAAAAGAGACAGUAAGCCCCCCAAAACAUAAUAAUUGGAAAAAUGUAACUUAUGGUAUAUGCGAAGGAAAGUAUAUCUGCUUGCAAAGAAAUGGUCAAGAAAUGAGACUUGUAAAAUUAAAGGAGGUCAAAUCAAAAUUUAUAUGGAAACCUUGGCCUGUAUAUACUAUUGAAAAUCUACCAAUAAUCGAGGGAAAAUUAAUUUUUGUUGGUGGACCCUCAAGCCAUAUAGUACUGUCAGAAAAUUGGUACCAAGAAGAGAAGGGCUAUAUGAUUUUGAGGAAAAAUGUAUAUCCAUUCAAUUUUAUAAAAAUUCCUUAUCCAAAAUGCGCUUGUAGUAAUCAUAAGCCAAAUGGACAAGGCACAAUUUGUCUUCUAUCACUUGCCAAAACCACUUUAAAAGUUUAUAUGAAUCUUUCUCAAACUUACUUUAGAAUAACUUUAGUGAUAAACUCGUCUGAGAAUUUUACAACGUUUAAUGUCUACAACUGCAACCUUCUGGACCUAACAUGGACGUUCACGGUAGAAAAAAUCGAGGAAACUUUAAAAUGUACAUCUGGAAUUUCAAAUUUAUAUCUUAUUCGCAAACAUGAUCAAGUUUACGUUACUAAAGCAAUGCAUGCAGAUCACAAAGUUAUUUUACCUCCCUUGCGUUUUGAGAGAAUAAUUCACGAAUUUCGUUGCGUUAUGUUACCAAAGUGCUUACUUGAGAAAGCAGAUAUAAAUAGAAAUGUAGAAGUUGAAAAAGGGGAGGAGUUUAAUUUUGAAUGGAUGAAAUUGCUACCUUAUUAA
Dimorphilus gyrociliatus is the source of this 1579-nucleotide messenger RNA. The record is from the annotation of a GenBank genome assembly. Lineage: Eukaryota; Metazoa; Annelida; Polychaeta; Dinophilidae.